Molecule: messenger RNA, 1536 nt
Organism: Coccidioides immitis RS
Lineage: Eukaryota; Fungi; Ascomycota; Eurotiomycetes; Onygenales; Onygenaceae
Product: MFS transporter
Exons: 5
Coding region: 1-1536 (511 amino acids)
Biological process (GO): transmembrane transport
Cellular component (GO): membrane
Molecular function (GO): transmembrane transporter activity
Source: RefSeq, a predicted model, not a curated record
AUGCCAUCAAACGACGAGAAGAGGUGCUCGGAUACCAUCGCUAUGGUUAAUCCCGAACUGGCUUUAUUUAGAGAUAUGGUUCCUGCAAAUAAGGAAAAUAGCAUCUUGGAGACUGGCGCCGGAAGCUUGAGAGUUGAGUCAAUCGACCUUGAGGUAGAGAAGCGGGUAGUGAAGAAGCUGGAUUGGAGAGUUAUGCCGUUACUCUCAGCUUUGUAUCUGUUGAGCUUCUUAGAUAGGACAAAUAUCGGCAAUGCCCGAAUUGCCGGGAUGGAAAGUGAUCUCCGGCUCAAUGGGUCUCAAUACACCUGGCUCUUGACUAUAUUUUAUAUUUCAUUUAUCGCAUUUCAAUUCCAAGGCGUCAUGUGGAAGAUCAUUCCCCCGCACAUAUGGGCCACCAUUGUUGUCUUCGGUUGGGGGUUAUUUGCGACUUGUCAGGCAGCUGUCCAUUCGUGGGCCGGCGAGAUGGCAUUGCGCUUCCUCCUGGGGGUCGCAGAAGCUGGCUUCAGCACUGGGAUUCCCUACUUACUUUCAUUCUUUUACCGUCGACAGGAGCUUGGGCUGCGCUGUGGGCUUUUCCUUGCCGCUGCGCCUGUUGCAAACACUUUCUCGGGUGCCUUGGCCUAUGCCAUUACAUCCGGGAAAUCUAAGAUUGCUCCCUGGCGGCUACUCUUUCUCGUGGAAGGCCUGCCAACUAUAUUGAUGGCACCUAUAACGUUCUAUUUCCUCCCGGACAGCCCCAGCAAGGCACGGUUUCUGAACGAGGAAGAAAAGAAAGUAGCAGAGGCUAGGGCCGUCCGGCAGGUUGGCCGGGUUGAUCGUGUGGGCAACAUGGACUGGAAAGAUGCCUUCUCUGUGCUUCGUGAUGUGAAGUUGUGGUGUGGUGUGCUUAUAUACUUCAAUUUCGCUAUUAGCUAUGCCUCACUUCCUGUGUUUCUUCCAACACUUCUUGCAGAUAUGGGGUUUACCGCAAUCGAUGCACAGGGCUUGACAGCUCCCCCGUUUUUCCUGGCCAUCCUGGUGACAAUCGGGACCACAUGGGCUGCUGAUAGGCUCCAGCAGAGGGGCAUCAUAGUUGCCAUUCUUUGUCUUGUGACACUCAUUGGAUACGUCCUUCUCGCGGCAUGUACAAGCGUGGCAGCGCGGUACGCUGGGGUAUGGAUUGCUUCUUGCGGUCUAUUCGCGGCUGUUGCAAAUACUACCCCGUGGCUUUUGAAUAACCAGGGAUCAGAUAACCGCCGCGGAAUGUUAUCUGUCGUUUUGAGUCUUCUUGGUCAGAGUGGUACACUCUUGGGUACAAACGUGUUCCCGGAUUCGGAGAGACCUCGAUUUAUCAAGGGCCAGACAAUCUGUGCGGCUUUCGUGAUGUUCAAUUUCGUCAUCGUCGUGGGAUUGAGAACUUUGCUUGUUUAUCAGAACCGGAAGCUCGACCAGAAAUAUGGCACCAUUGAGCAGCAUAGAAAUCGCCAGCAUCAAGAGAAUGCGAUCCUGGUUGUUGCCGAGGAAGAUUACGGGCCGAACUUUCGAUAUGUUCUUUAA